UUCGGUAUAUGUAUAUAUCAGUUCUCUAUCUCUAUGCAACCGGAAUGCAUUUCUUCCUCGUGUCUCGCUGAUGCUGGAACCGCUAUUGCCUCCUCUCUCUUUCUCUUUAUCUCUUAUUUACCCUCCAUCACACUUUUGUCUCCUCCGACCUUCGUCCUUAACGUAUCAGUUCCACAGUACUUGCGUGGUAGCGGCCGUUUUCACAGCGACCUCACUACGAAACCUCACAACCAGUUCCAGUUACUAAUAGUCCGUUUGCUACUUGAUGCGGCAACAGUUAUUCCUCGCUGCUCUCGCUGACUGCCUAUUUAUCUCCCAAUCAAUGAUUUCUUUUCUCCUUGCAUUCCCUUACUUGUUUUCUUCGCAAAUAAUUAUAUUCUAUUUUCUUACACUCGCGCGAUUCUUAUCCGAAUGUCCGUGAACGCCCGAUAAGAGUCACAGUGUCAGGGUCAGUGUGAGUGGGGCAACGCAGCGGCGUGUAAAAACGAACGUCAGGAGAGUUUGCGGUGUGAUACGAGUGAAGGAGUUCACCUCGUCUCUCUCUCUCUCUCUCUCCCGCCUGACAACCGUUAUCAGUCAACCGUCAACGAAACAUGUCUCUCAUCGUCGACUGCUUUCGCCGUCUGACGGACAUCUCGUCCUGCAAAAGCGAGCUCAAAGGCUACAAAGUGACCGAUGUGAAUCGUACACGAAAAAUCGGUAUUGCCUGCCGAAAUUUUCAGGAUUUAAAACAGAAGGCGUGUUCAAAGUUAAAUGUAACUAACGACCCAACAGAAGUGAAUGUCUUCCUUUUAGACGGAUCAUUGAUCGAUGAAGAAUAUUUUCAUACAUUGGAACCACAGACUACUUUGAUCUUGCAAAAGCCUGGAGAAAAAGUGUUAUCUGACGCGGACAUUCUCUAUGAAGCACUGAGACGCGUGAACAUUGAUUUCCUCACUGCCGGCGACAGGGUGACGCAAUUCCUGACAGAGAAUCUUAAAGGAAAAGUCGCUUUGUUGAACAAAGUGUUGAACAAGGAUGAUUCUAAGACAGCGCUCAGUACAAGGGAGGAACAUCCGGAGUGGUUUGAAAAUUUGGAAACUAAUUGCAUGACGAAGGAAGCAUACAUGCAUCGCAGAUGUCAGGAUAGAAUACGCACUUAUCUUUAUAAAACGAUUGAACAAAUUAAAUGUUCAGACGUGUUCAUGAACGAUUACAAGGCGAGGCAACAGCUUCUGCAUACAAUAGCAUUCUUCAAACUUCAACUUAAGCAGGAUCACUAUUUCGGGUAUUAUUUUGACAGGAGCAGAGCAGAGUCUGACACUAAAAGCGACAAUGACGAGACCGAUUAUGAUCGAUGUUACGAACACUGUCCCUGCAAUUUUGGUCGUAUUGACGAUGAAACAUAUCUUCAUCAACGAUAUCUACGUUUACCUCAGUCAUCCGAUACUAAUUCGAUUGCUAAUUCAGAUAAGAUUGACGAAACGGACGCAAGGAAGUGCCUCGCGUCUGAGAAAAACACGAAAACGGCGAAUGACGAUUCGGAGAGCUGUUUUUAUCGUGUGAAACUACGAGAAAAGCAAAUUGCUAUUUGCAAUAAGAAAGGCGAAUUCAAAUGCGAAGGUCGGUGGAACACCGAUGGCUGUCCCUACGGCGAUAGACACAAGAUUAAUCCAUACAAAUCCAAGGAGGAUCUUGUCUUAUUCUCUACAUGGAAUUUGGAUCACAAAAUUGAAAGAUCCAGGACACUUAUUCCAAAGCUGCUGCAGAUCUCGCGACAAGACACGAUUAAUGAAGAGGAUAUCUACGACUGUUAUGACAAUCUGUUUACCGUGAAGAAUUUAAGACUAGUCCAUAUCGUAUGCCACGAUAAAGGAUCGCAUAAAUAAGCACUAACACUUCUGGAAGAUAAUAGGGGUUUGGCACAUAUAUUACGCUUCCAAAAGUGCCAAUCGUAUAUAUGUGAAUG
Atta colombica is the source of this 1948-nucleotide messenger RNA. RefSeq names its product DNA fragmentation factor subunit beta (gene Drep4). Gene Ontology annotation, biological process: apoptotic DNA fragmentation; apoptotic process. The record is from RefSeq and is a predicted model, not a curated record. Bases 594 to 1868 code for a protein of 424 amino acids. The transcript has 6 exons. Lineage: Eukaryota; Metazoa; Arthropoda; Insecta; Hymenoptera; Formicidae. Gene Ontology annotation, cellular component: cytoplasm; nucleus. Gene Ontology annotation, molecular function: DNA endonuclease activity.